AUUACUGAUUACCACCCCUUCGCUGUUUUUGUCUUAUUCUAACCAUUAACAUUUCUACACUCUUUCAGACUUCAGUGCUAGUUUCAUAACCCAGAUCUCUCUCUGUUUUGCCCUCUCUCUCUCUCUCUCUGCUCAUUUUAAUUAGUUAUAACCUGAAUAGUCAUGAAGACUGGCAUCAACAACAAUACCAAGGUCAUCCUCAUCCAUCCCUCCUCCAUUCACAAGCAAGGAGGAUCUCACCGUCUUUGGCUUCUAGCUUUCGUCUCCUUCUUCACGUUUGCCUUCCUUUUCACUCUAUUCAAUAUUAGAGAUUCAGCGAGAGCAACCGCCGCCGCCGCCAUAACCACCUCUUCUUCCUUCUCGGGUCAACCACAGCUGCCAAAGAGCGUUGCCGAUGCCCUCCUCCACUACACCUCCAACUCCAACGCCACCGGCCGUAUGUCGGACGCGGAGCUCAAGUCAAUUGCGGACGUACUCCAACGCUGCCCCACCCCCUGCAAUUUCCUCGUAUUCGGUCUGACCCACGAGACCCUCCUAUGGAAAGCCCUGAAUCACAACGGACGAACGGUCUUCCUCGACGAAAGCGAGUACUACAUCGUGAAAUUCGAAGAAAAACACCCUGACAUGGAAGCAUACGACAUCCAGUACACGACCAAGGUGAGCCAAAUGAAGGAGCUCAUCGCGUCGGCCAGGGAGCAACUCCACAACGAAUGCCGACCCGUACAGAACCUGUUGUUCUCCGACUGCAAGCUUGGGAUCAAUGACCUCCCAAAUCACUUGUACGAGGUGAAUUGGGACGUGAUACUGGUGGAUGGACCGCGGGGUUAUCAUCCAUCGGCGCCGGGACGUAUGUCGGCGAUCUUCACGGCAGGGGUUCUGGCAAGGAGCAAGAGGAGCGGGGAUCCAAAGACGCACGUGUACGUCCACGACUUCAAUAGGGAAGUAGAAAGAGUUUGCAGCAAUGAAUUCCUGUGCAAAGAGAACCUGGUUGAGUCCAAGGACCUGUUGGGGCAUUUCGUACUGGAAAGAAUGGACCCGAAGACUUUCCGGUUCUGUGGCAACACUACAACAUCGUUACCGUCUGUAUCAUCAUCGUCGUCGUCGUCAUAUAAGAGUAUCAUGAAUCGAUGAUUAUGGACCUAAUGGUCUCUGUUUUCAUGUUUGUAAUACUUUUACAUGUAUUCUUUGUGUUUUUUUUUUUUUGCCUAAUUAAUACCGUGUAUUUCAUGAAUCAUGGUAGAAUUAAGGUUGAAAAAAGAGAAAGAAGAUGAAAUAUGUGAGAGGUUUUAAGUUUUAACUUUUAAUAUUGGCUACUGAAGAGCCGGCCGGAAGCGAGUGUCGGUGGAGAGA
Nelumbo nucifera (sacred lotus) is the source of this 1350-nucleotide messenger RNA. Lineage: Eukaryota; Viridiplantae; Streptophyta; Magnoliopsida; Proteales; Nelumbonaceae. The record is from RefSeq and is a predicted model, not a curated record.